This is a messenger RNA of Ilyonectria robusta, 540 nucleotides long. Its product is annotated as 40S ribosomal protein S20. NCBI's taxonomy places the organism in Eukaryota, Fungi, Ascomycota, Sordariomycetes, Hypocreales, Nectriaceae. Gene Ontology annotation, molecular function: RNA binding; structural constituent of ribosome. Gene Ontology annotation, biological process: translation. The record is from RefSeq and is a predicted model, not a curated record. The coding region runs from base 90 to 440 and encodes 116 amino acids. Gene Ontology annotation, cellular component: cytosolic small ribosomal subunit; ribosome. The transcript has 3 exons.
UCUAUUUUUCUUGCUCCCUCUCAACACCCGCCUUCAUCACUUUGCCGAAACGUCGAUACCACACGUUCGAGUCUUGAAGGUUGCCCAUCAUGUCUUACAACAAGCCCGAGAAGGACCUUGGCGAUGGCCCCAAGAGCCACAAGAUCCGCAUCACCCUCUCCUCUCGCAAGGUCCAGGUCCUCGAGAAGGUCUGCACUGAGAUCAUCGAGCGCGCCAAGAACAAGGACCUCCGCGCCAAGGGCCCCGUCCGCCUGCCCACCAAGACCCUCAAGAUCACCACCCGCAAGACCCCUUGCGGUGAGGGUUCCAAGACCUGGGAUUGCUUCGAGAUGCGCAUCCACAAGCGCCUGAUCGACCUUAACGCCCCCACUGAGGUCGUCAAGCAGAUCAUUGUCAACAUCGACGCCGGUGUCGAGGUUGAGGUCACCAUUGCUGCUUAAGGGAUUGGUCUUCGUGCAUAGCGUGACCGGGAAUGAUACUCCUGUUUGGUCAGGCUGCGAAGUACCCGGUUCAGGUAGACAAAAAAAAAAAAAAAAGAAA